Molecule: messenger RNA, 1566 nt
Organism: Adineta steineri
Lineage: Eukaryota; Metazoa; Rotifera; Eurotatoria; Adinetida; Adinetidae
Source: the annotation of a GenBank genome assembly
AUGUUAAAUGAUUUAUUAAAAAAUGGAUCUCAUAAUGAAUUCGAAAAUGAUAUAAUUGUAUCAUGGUUUCCAUGGAAAGUUAAACAAUUAGGAAUUAAAACACUUUUACAAGAAAAAUAUAAAGGUGAUGGAAAUGAAAAUAGUCCAUUUAUAAUUGAUUGGCUUAGUUUUGAUCCAGAAAAUCCUAAGAAAUGGAUGAAUUUCUAUAAAUGGUUUCUAACAUUGAUUGUAAACAGUGCAACAUUUGUAAUAAUAUUUAUUUCUUCAGCUUAUAUUGGUCCAUUUAAAGAACUUAAAGAAGAAUUUCAUGCAAGUGAUGAAUUAAUUAUACUUGGUCUAUCAUUAUUUACUCUUAGUUUUUCAAUAACACCUUUAUUUUGGGCACCAUUUUCCGAAAUUUUUGGUCGACGAUUACUCUUCAUAAUAACUUAUGGUGGAUUAGUUACAUUUAUUGGUGGUACAGUAGCAUCACAAAAUAUUUGGACAUUAAUUAUACUUCGAUUCUUUGCCGGAUCAUUUGCUGCUUCAUCAAUGGCAAAUUCUGGAGGUGUUAUUGCUGAUUUAUUUGAAGGAUCUGAACGUGGUAUUCCUUUAUCAAUAUUUGUUGGAUCAACAUUUUUAGGUAUUAUAAUUGGACCAAUUGUUGGAGGAUUUGUAGGUGAAACAAUUGGAUGGCGUUGGGUUGAAGGACUAAUGACUAUUUCUAGUGGAAUAAUAUGGAUAAUUAUUUGUUUAUUUUUAUCCGAAACAUAUAGUCCAGUUAUUCUACGUAAAAGAGCAAAAAAAUUAAGAAAUGUAACAGGAAAAAUUUAUCGUUCAAAAUUCGAAGAAAAAAGCGAGAUAAAAUUUGUUAAACUUUUUAAAAAUUCUCUUUCACGUCCAUGGAUUCUUUUAUUUCGUGAACCAAUUGUUUUUCUUCUUUCAAUUUAUACAGCAAUUAUUUUUGGAAUUCUUCAUAUGUUUCUUGAUGCUUUUCCAAUUGUUUAUCAAGAUAAACGAAAUUGGAGUGAAGGAAUUGGUGAAUUACCUUUUAUUGGAGUUUUAAUUGGAAUUAUUCUUGCAACUAUUUAUACAAUAUUAGAUAAUAUUAGAUAUAAUUAUACAACAAAUAAAUAUAAUCCACAAUGUCCUUUACCUGAAACUCGUCUUCCACCCGCUAUAGUUGGUUCUAUUUGUUUACCUAUUGGAUUAUUUUGGUUUGCUUGGACUAAUUCUCCAUCUAUUCAUUGGAUUGUUUCAGUUAUUGCAAGUGUACCUUUUGGUUUCGGUAUGACUUCUAUUUUUGUUGGUGUUUUUAAUUAUUUAAUUGAUACCUAUACAAUAUAUACAGCUUCAGCAUUUGCAGCUAAUAUGAUAACACGAUAUAUUUUUGGAUCAGUUUUUCUUUUAUUUACAAAUCAAAUGUAUGAAAAAUUAGGAAUUCAUUGGGCUACAUCUAUACCAGCAUUUUUAACAUUGAUUUGUUUACCAUUUCCAUUGAUUUUUUAUAAAUAUGGUCAAAAUAUACGAAAAAAAAUCGAAAUUUGCUUCGCAAACUCAACAAAUAAAUCAACACGCAACGAUUGA